AGACCCCGCCCUUCUGCUCGCACGCUUCUCGGCUUCUCGUUCUUGGAAGUUCAGUUCUCGUGCUCGCUGUCUCGGUGGUUCUGGACGUCAUGUCGCUGACGGUGAAGAAGCUCCAGGUGACUUAUAACCCCAUCAACGAGAAGAACACGUUCACGAACGGGGACGUGGUGUGCGGCCAGGUGACGGUGGAGGUGGCCAAAGACUGCCAGCUGGACUCCCUGUACAUCAAGUUCAAGGGGAAGGCUGAAGUUCUGUGGACGGAGAGGCACGGCAAGACCACCAGUGUGUACCACUCCAAGGACAAGUACUUCAGCGUCAGACAGUACUUCAUCCGAGACAAAAACGCCAAGGAUGACAAAUCAUGUGUGCUGACAAACCAGCAUUCAGACUCCUAUUCCAAUGUUUUGGCUCCAGGAAUCCAUAUCUACCCAUUCUCCUUUCAGUUUCCUCUCCAGAAUAUCCCCUCCUCCUUCAAAGGUGCCGACGGUAAAAUUGUGUAUUUGCUGGAGGCCAAGCUGAGCAGAUCCAUGAGAUUAAGCAAGACUGAGUCGACUACGAUCGACUUUGUGGCAAAGCCAGAUCUCAGCCCCGUCUCUGGGUUGAUGACACCACAGCAUGAGUUCAAAGACAAGAAAAUGAAACUUUUCACCUCAGGAAAGGUAGCCAUGGAUGUGAAACUUGAGAAAUCGGGCUUCUUCCAAGGGGAAGGGUUAAAAGUGUUACUGUUCGUCAAGAACGAUUCAUCCCGUGAGAUCAAGCCCAAGUACUGCAUAUACAGAAAGCACAGCUUCUUUGCACGGGGGAAGAGAAGAAUCCACACUAAAGACCUCAUUAAGGAGGUGGGGGCACCCAACCCCCCGUCAACUUCAGAAAACGUCACGCAGAUCCUCACCAUCCCUCACGAUGUGGAGCCCUCCAUCCUCAACUGCAGCAUCAUCAAAGUAGAACACAGACUCAGGGUCUACCUUGACGUUAAAUAUGACUCGGAUCCAGAGAUCAAAUUUGAUAUUGUCAUCCUGCCAAGCUGUCAAGUCCCUGAUGUGGCAACGGCACCACCAGCUGCUCCGGGGUUUGGAUACGAGCCGUUUGGGAAUCCAAACCCUCAAGUUUGGGGCUUUGCAGCUCCACAAGCACCACCAGCAGCACCUCAGCCUUCUGAUUUUCCUCCUUCUUACGGAACAUAUGCAGUAUACCCUCCGCUGAAUGAUUUUUCUAAAAAUUAAAAACUGAGUAAAGAUGAUCGUUGGAGAUUUUAAGAAACAGAAUAAAAGUAAAUAAAAUUAUAUUGGACUUUUGUAAAGACAUUAAGUUAAAGGAUUAUUACUU
This is a messenger RNA of Nematolebias whitei (Rio pearlfish), 1326 nucleotides long. RefSeq lists its product as uncharacterized. The record is from RefSeq and is a predicted model, not a curated record. NCBI's taxonomy places the organism in Eukaryota, Metazoa, Chordata, Actinopteri, Cyprinodontiformes, Rivulidae. Gene Ontology annotation, cellular component: plasma membrane; cytoplasm. The transcript has 7 exons. The coding region runs from base 90 to 1223 and encodes 377 amino acids. Gene Ontology annotation, biological process: protein transport.